This is a messenger RNA of Pogoniulus pusillus (Red-fronted tinkerbird), 673 nucleotides long. RefSeq names its product late endosomal/lysosomal adaptor, MAPK and MTOR activator 5 (gene LAMTOR5). The record is from RefSeq and is a predicted model, not a curated record. Lineage: Eukaryota; Metazoa; Chordata; Aves; Piciformes; Lybiidae. Gene Ontology annotation, molecular function: guanyl-nucleotide exchange factor activity. Gene Ontology annotation, biological process: cellular response to amino acid stimulus; positive regulation of TORC1 signaling. The transcript has 4 exons. Gene Ontology annotation, cellular component: Ragulator complex; lysosome; cytoplasm. Bases 98 to 373 code for a protein of 91 amino acids.
UGGCCCUGCGGCGCCGCCGUCCGCCCGCCUCACGUGGGCGACGCCGCUGCCAGCAGCCGCCGGGGAGGGCGGAAGUGUGGGCGCGGGGCCCGGCGGCAUGGAGGGGACCCUGGAGCAGCACCUGGAGGACACCAUGAAGAGCCCUGCCGUGGUGGGCGUCCUCUGCACCGACUCGCAGGGGCUCAACCUGGGCUGCCGCGGCACCCUCUCUGACGAGCACGCUGGAGUCAUCUCCGUGCUGGCCCAGCAGGCGGCCAGGCUCACCUCCGACCCCACCGACACGCCCGUGGUGUGCCUGGAGUCCGACACUGGGAACAUCAUGAUCCAGAAGCACGACAGCAUCACUGUGGCAGUGCACAAGCUGGCAUCCUGACCCUCCGGAGCCUGCCCAGCACUUCACUCCCACCUCCAGCCCAGCUCCUCCUCACUGGACAACCAAACUCUCCUCUGCUGCUCCAGUGCAGCCUCUGCUUGUAGAACCAAACCUGGGCUCUUCCUCCUCACAGCUCCUCUGCAGCUAUCAGGGUCUUGCCCUCCAGCUCACAUCUUGGCACUUGUGCUGCUGAGGGUGGAAGGUGGCUCACAGCCCAGGCUGCUGUGGAGAUCAGCUCCUGCAGGGGCUGUGUGUGGCCUGCUUUGUUGGAGCAAUCAAUAAACGACCUGCAAAAGCAAA